Messenger RNA from Hyaena hyaena (striped hyena), 2273 nucleotides. It is a transcript of the gene SLFNL1, whose product is annotated as schlafen like 1. The transcript is spliced from 6 exons. The coding region runs from base 663 to 1769 and encodes 368 amino acids. The record is from RefSeq and is a predicted model, not a curated record. Lineage: Eukaryota; Metazoa; Chordata; Mammalia; Carnivora; Hyaenidae.
CCCCCAAGAUCUCCGUGCCCCCUCUAACCAGGGAGCUGCCAGCCAGGGGUCAGGGGUCUGUGGGAGAUGAGGGCUGGCACCUCCCACCCUCCAGCAGGAACCAUCAGGACAUGAGGGUCACAGGCCUCCCUUUCCUUCCUGUUCCUAUCUGCCCUGAAUGCCCCCACCCGGGCCGUGCCAGCCCCCAGGCCCCGACUCUCUCAAGGAUCCAAUCUGGAAAGAUGCAGGCGGGUGGUACCUGCCACACAGAGCGGAGGCCGGGUGUGUGGGGGCCGUUCUUCUGGGGAGGGGCCACAGCCUUCAUCAGUGUGGCCGCAGCAUGACAGCGUCUGCUCGGAAACCCUCUGGCCCAGCGUCUCGGAGCCUCCGCUGGGCUCACACUCGGGUCAGGCGGGGCCAGGAGAUGCUGCAGCGUGGCCGCUGCAGGCCUUGGGCUUGGGUGGGUGGCAGGCCCCUUCUGGCUGGCCCUCUGCCCUCCCUCCCUGUCUCUGGCUCUGCCCAGCCCCUGCCAAUCUGUGAACCUCCCAGGAGCCUCUGCAGCCCCUGAGUCCCCUGGGAGGCCCUGGGAGGAGCAGUAAGGAAGCCCGGAAGCCCUUCCGAGGGAGACCUCUCCAGACGCCCCCAGGAAGAGAUCCCCGCAAACCCAGGUGCAGGAGCCCCUCAUGGAGCCCCCCAGCACGCAGCCCCAGCAAGAAGUCCCCGGGGCAGAGGACUCCGGCCUGCAGACGGGGGCCGGCACGCACAUUCUCUACGUGGGCCACCUGAACCCCCAGUUCUCAGUGCCUGUGCUCACCUGCCUGCUGCGAGACGCCCUGGAGCGGCUGGAGCUGCCGGUGGCGCGGGAGCACAUCGAGGUGGUGAGGCGGCCGCGGAAGGCCUACGCGCUGGUGCACGUGAGCGCCCACAGGGACAGCCUGGCCACCCUGCCCUGGCGCCUGCAGACGGCCGUGGAGGAGCACCAGAUCCUCAAGGAGCUGGCGGCCCGCGGGAAGGAGCUGGUGCUGGGCGACGGCCGGGGGCCCCCAAGGGGAAGAGAGGAGGACGACAGCGGCCUGAGCCCCAGCCUCAGCCCUGCCAACAGCCCCCCAGCACAGGCCCUUCUGAGGUCCCAGGACCAGCCCAGAGGCGCAUGCUCUGACAGCGCCAUCGCGCACCAGGAGAUCCUGGGCCAGGAGCGCCUCUUCCAGGGCGCCUUCCUGGGCUGCGAGACGCGCAGCGUGGAGUUCAAGCGAGGCGGCGGCGAGUACCUGAGCCUGGCCUUCAAGCACCACCUGCGGCGCUACGUGUGCGCCUUCCUCAACAGCGAGGGCGGCAGCCUGUUUGUGGGCGUCGAUGACAGCGGCCUGGUGCGGGGCGUCCCCUGCAGCCACCGCGACGAGGACCGCGUACGCCUGCUGGUGGACUCCAUCCUGCAGGGUUUCCAGCCCCAGGUCUUCCCCGACGCCUACACGCUCUCCUUCAUCCCGGUGGUCAGCACCGCGGCCUCCAGCACCCCCCUCAAGGUGAUCCGCCUGAGCGUGCGCGCCCCCAGGGCGCAGACUGAGCCGCAGCUCUACGAGACGGACCAGGGGGAGGUGUUCCUGCGGCGGGACGGGAGCAUCCAAGGCCCGCUGUCCGUCCGCGCCAUCCAGGAGUGGUGCAAGCAGAAGUGGGCGGCUGAGCUGAGCACGCUGCAGGAGCGGGUGAAGGUGCUGACGGCCGAGAAGGAGCAGCUCCGGCAGCAGCUGGAGCAGCAAGGACCCGUCUCCAGCACCUGCUGCGUCCUGUGAGGGCCCCGGGCGGCCGGCACUACGUGGCAGGUGCAGAGUUUUCUAUCGGAGUCGCAGUCCUUCGCUUAAGACCCGUCCGGGCUGUCCAGAGGUGGAUGGGAGCGUGGCCACCCUUGGCCCUUCAACAACCACACAUACACGAACUCCGAUCCCGAGCAGGCCCCCAUCUGUGUAUCUGCGAGGCCGCUCUCAGCCCGAUCCCCAAGGAACCUUACUGCCAGAAAGAACUGGUAAAAACUUGGCCAGAGCGAUUGGAGGGCUGAGCUGUAAGGGACUGUCCUACUUCUUCAGAAGCUCCCUUGGCCCAGCCCGGGGUCUGUCACUCCAGCCACAAGACCAGACCCGAAAGGAAUGUGUCCUAUGGGGCAAGCCUUCUGCAGAUGGCCAGGCACGCUCAAUAACGGUGGCUGUGGGGCGAACAGGCCACCCUGCAGCCACCAUCCCGCGCUUGCUGGAACUUGUGGUUGUCAAAGCUCUUUAAUAAAUGCGCCUGGGGCAAGAGUG